AUGCGGCGACCUAGUGCGUUCCAGUACCGCCCCGCGCCAGCGCCUCAAGCCGAGCGCAACGAGGUCUGGGACGCAGUGUAUGCACAAGACUAUGCGCGCGCCCAAGCGCUUCUUCUUCAGAGUGCGCACAUACCCAGCAUCAACCGACCGCACGGCAUCUGGGGCAACACGUGCGCGCACGUUGCUGUGCUGCACAACAACCGCAAGCUCGUCGCGCUUCUUUUGCUGCACAAGGUCGAUCUGAAUGCCAUCAAUAUCAACGGCACCACGCCGCUGCACUUUGCCGUCGAGCAGCGCCGCACGGAUAUGGUCAAGUACCUCGUCGAGAAUGGCGCGUCGCCGAGCAAGCGCAACUAUACGUUCAAGUCACCUUUGGAGCUCGCCAAGAUGCUUCCAGACAACAAAGCCAUGGUCAAGCUGCUCCAAGAUGCCUACAACGUCGAGCGGGGGCGGCCAACUUGCAGCCAUAGUACUUAGUGAGCAAGAAGAUAAUGUAUCAUUUGGCCAUAAAGUGGAG
Messenger RNA from Saprolegnia parasitica CBS 223.65, 517 nucleotides. RefSeq lists its product as hypothetical. Gene Ontology annotation, molecular function: protein binding. The record is from RefSeq and is a predicted model, not a curated record. Bases 1 to 477 code for a protein of 158 amino acids. NCBI's taxonomy places the organism in Eukaryota, Oomycota, Saprolegniomycetes, Saprolegniales, Saprolegniaceae. The transcript is spliced from 4 exons.